Tupaia belangeri chinensis (Chinese tree shrew) is the source of this 1585-nucleotide messenger RNA. RefSeq names its product nurim (gene NRM). The transcript has 6 exons. The record is from RefSeq and is a predicted model, not a curated record. Lineage: Eukaryota; Metazoa; Chordata; Mammalia; Scandentia; Tupaiidae. Gene Ontology annotation, cellular component: nuclear membrane. The coding region runs from base 1 to 972 and encodes 323 amino acids.
AUGUCCAUCUCAGCACUUUUCGCAAUAACCGGCGAGCCGCGCCGGAGGCCGAGGGCGGCCGGACAGCUACUCCAGGGACUGGGAGAGGGCGGCUCGGAGGGGAGGCCGGGGCCGGGGCAGGGCGACAGCCGAGUGCUCCGAGGACAGCGCUUUGUAGAGCAGUGUUUCAAAAGGGCCACCAAAAAUAAGCGCGCUCCCGCGGUGGCCGUCCAGCCAUGCUCUCCGCGGCUGCCCAACGCGCAUUUCUCUGCAAACCCCUUCCCCAGGUCUGAAGGAGACCAAGAGAGACCAGGACUGGCAACGCGAGAUGCGCACCAGGGCUGGCUGGCCGCCCUGCAGGACCGCAGCGUCCUGGCCCCGCUGGCCUGGGACCUGGGGCUCCUGCUGCUGUUCGUUGGACAGCACAGCCUCAUGGCGACAGAGACGGUGAAGGCGUGGUCGUCCCGGUACUUCGGGGUCCUCCAGAGGUCCCUGUAUGUGGCAUGCACUGCGCUGGCCUUACAGCUGGUGAUGCGGUGCUGGGAGCCCGUGCCCCGAGGCCCCGUGCUGUGGGAGGCGCGCGCCGAGCCCUGGGCCACCUGGGUGCCCCUCCUCUGCUUCGUGCUGCACGUCAUCUCCUGGCUGCUGAUCUUCAGCAUCCUUCUGGUCUUCGACUACGCGGAGCUCAUGGGCCUCAAACAGGUGUACUACCACGUGCUGGGCCUGGGCGAGCCUCUGGCCCUCAAGUCGCCCCGAGCUCUGAGACUCUUCGCCCACCUGCGCCACCCGGUGUGCGUGGAGCUGCUGGUGGUACUGUGGGUGGUGCCAACCCUGGGCACUGACCGCCUCCUCCUCGCUCUCCUCCUCACCCUCUACCUGGGCCUGGCUCACGGGCUGGACCAGCAAGACCUGCGCUACCUCCGGGCCCAGCUACAAAGAAAACUGCAGCUGCUCUCGCGGCCCCAGGAUGGGGAGGCCCCGGGGGCCGAGUGACAGCGCCCCCUCUGGCUCCACGCGGCACUUCCUCUGCCCCUCCAAUCAGCGUUCUCUAACUGCUGGCCCGGCUGACCCAGACCAGAGGUCCGAAUCCGCGGCCAGGGGCCCAGCCCUUCCACGGCUUGAGUCUCCAUUCCCUGGAUCUAGCUCGCUGCCCUGCAUCCCGAGUUUCAGCCACUGGGCUCCAUCCAGGAAGAGGGGAUGUGGGUCGCAUCUGUCGCCUGUCCCCUCACGGUUUAGGGCACGACCCUCUCCGCCCUCACAGGAAGAGGUUGGGCCCGGCUCUUCCCUUCUGGCACCGUUACUGCCUCCGCAUCUCAGGGAUCCCGGUCUCAGCAGGGUCAGCAGGUGUGAGGGCGGUGGGCCCCUCCCGGCCCAGACUGGCCGCCCCACGCCCCACUCCCCUGGGCCCCGCCCCGCCCCGAGCCCAGGGGGCUUUCGCGCUCCUAACGCCAGUGUCUUGGGGCUCCUUGUCCCCCAGGCGCGUGUGCUGCGGGAAUAAACCCAGCCUGGUUUUCUGCACAUGGAUGCGUCUGUCCGUGUCUCCCCGCAGCGCCGAGUUUGGGGAGGAAGGCGAGCCCCAGCCCGGGAGUGCCAAACUCGCGUCCAG